UAGUCCUAUCAGUAUUUUUUCCAUAUGAUACAAACCGCACACAACAUUAUUAGUCACAUCACGUCUGCGAUUCUCAUUAAGUCGCUAUUGCCGUUAGCUGCAAACCCACUACGAAGCCAAGCUCUGACGUCACAAUGUUACAAAUGGGAAACAGAACUUCGUAAUACUGGAAUAGCCCAAGCCUACCUGUGGAGUUCAGUAAGGAAAGGCACGUCGAUAUUGUUUGCUUUAAAUAAAGUGCGUACUGCGACAGAUCACAUUCAUCACUUCACCACCGCAGCGUGUGUUGGUAACUCCUCAGUUCUCCCAGAAGUCAGUCAGUGCUCAGUCAUGAAGUUCACGGCUCUGUUCACGGUGGUGAUGGCGGUGCUCGCCAUGUUCUUCGGAGCUGGCCACGCCAACCCUGCACCUAAAGUCCCUGUCAAGCAAAUCGGCAAAGCUAUUAAAACUGGUUUAGGUGUCCUGGGAGCGGCAGGCACAGCCCACGAAGUGUACAACAACAUCAAGAAUCGAGGAUAAAAUAAUAUAAUUUGUAUCUAAGUAAUUUUUAAGUUAUUUAUUAUGACAGUUACACCUCUACUGCCCUUCGUCUGGAAGAAAUCGUUACCUGACAUUAAAAUUACCUCAAUAUUGUAUAAUAAUGAUAAUUAGUAAUGUAAUUUAAUAGAUUAAAAACAUAAAAAUACAU
Ostrinia furnacalis (Asian corn borer) is the source of this 688-nucleotide messenger RNA. RefSeq lists its product as uncharacterized. The transcript has 2 exons. The record is from RefSeq and is a predicted model, not a curated record. Gene Ontology annotation, biological process: defense response to bacterium. Gene Ontology annotation, cellular component: extracellular region. The coding region runs from base 25 to 519 and encodes 164 amino acids. Lineage: Eukaryota; Metazoa; Arthropoda; Insecta; Lepidoptera; Crambidae.